AUGAACUCAGCUAACGAUGCUGCAUCAGCGUUUGAAGUUCUCACUCACAGGUCUCCCAUGAGUGACAAUGAGAUCAUGAACAAACGAAAUGUCGCUUCAGAAGUCCAACAACUGGACUCACAGCUGGAUUCUAUCGACCAAAGUGAAAAAUUACCAAACCGGAAAUAUGAGACCGGUAAGCCCACUCUGCGGCAAAAGUUAAAGUCAAUGUUGGGCUAUGACCGUCAAAAUCAAUAUGACGAGCCCGCUAAGAACUUUGGCGAGAAAAUUGUAAGAUUCCUGGAAGUACACCAAAAAAAGCGUGCCACUGCAAACCGGUCUGAGAAUAUUGUAGAGUCGUUUUUGUUCAACGACGAUCUGGCUCCCGUGGAAGCCGGAAGAAGAGUUUGGGACUGGAAACAGUACGUGUUUUUCUGGAUUUCCGGCUCCUUCAACGUCAACACCUGGCAAAUUUCAGCUACAGGUAUGCAACUGGGCCUCAACUGGUGGCAGACCUGGGUCUGUAUUUGGAUCGGAUACAUCUGCGUGGCAUUUUUCGUCGUGGUUAACUCACGUAUCGGUAACUUUUACCAUAUUGCGUUCCCCAUUUCUUCAAGAAUAGCAUACGGAGUCUACUUUUCGUUGUGGAUUGUGCUGAACAGAGUCGUCAUGGGCUGUGUGUGGUACAGUGUCCAAACUUAUAUCGGAUCUCAGACAAUCAGUCUAAUGCUGAUGUCCAUUUUCGGUACUGACUUGGAAAGACGCAUUCCUAACACCAUGAAUACGCAAAACAUCACCACUUAUGGGUUUAUGUGCUUCAUGCUCUUUUGGGCGGUUCAGUUGCCGGCCCUUUGGUUUCCUCCCCAGACUUUGCGUUACCUUUUCACCGUCAAAAGUAUUAUUACACCAUUUGCAGCCUUUGGGUUCCUCAUUUGGACGCUGAAAAAAUCACACGGUCAUUUGGCCCUUGGGUCACUAACAACAAUCCAUCCUUCCGGUUCGGUUUUGGGUUGGAACUUUGUGAUUAGCAUUAUGAGCGCCUUGGAUAACUUUUCUACUCUUAUCUUAAACGCGCCCGAUUUUUCACGUUUCGCCAAGACAAAGCACUCUUCGAUAUACUCCCAGAUGAUAAUUCUUCCCCUAAUGUACGCAAUCAUCUCGAUCAUUGGUAUCUUGGUCACCUCUGCUACUUUCACCAUGUAUGGGGUCAACUACUGGUCCCCACUGGACGUCUUGGGGAGAUUCUUGGAUCACCAAACUGCAGGAAAUAGAGGUGGUGUAUUUUUGAUUGCAAUGAGUUUCGGUAUUGCUCAACUAGGUACCAACAUUGCUUCUAAUUCGAUCUCUGUUGGCACUGAUAUGACAGCCAUAUUGCCCAAGUUCAUUAACAUUAGAAGAGGAGGUUACAUUUGCGCGGCCAUAUCGCUGGCGAUUUGUCCUUGGAAUCUGAUGGCAUCGUCUUCUAAGUUCACAACCGCUUUGUCUGCAUACGCGGUGUUUCUUUCUUCAAUUUCCGGCGUGGUCUGUGCAGACUAUUAUGUGGUGAGGAAAGGAUUGAUCAAACUACAGCAUUGUUACACCAAUAAACCCAACAGUUUGUACAUGUAUGGUACAAGGUUUGGUACCAACUGGAGGGCCGUAAUUUCGUAUCUGCUGGGCAUUGUUCCAAAUUUCCUCGGGUUUUUGGGGUCGCUGGACGUCAAAGUUCCGCAAAACGCCAUGCGCGUGUAUUAUUUGAACUAUUUUGUUGGUUUCCUGGUUUCUUUCACGCUCUACAGUGGUAUAUGUUAUGCAUACCCUGUGCCAGGCAUGCCUGAAGGCGUGGGGUACUUUGAUUUCUCGCAUUGGUUUGAAAGAUGGACAGAAGUGGAAGACUUUGUAGAACAACGGAAAAAAUUCGAAGUUGGUGUUUCCGAAGAAGACGAUGAGUCUACGGACGCAUUCUCGUCAACUGUAGAGGAAAACAUUGAAGCUGUUCGCAAAGUGUAG
Messenger RNA from Lachancea sp. 'fantastica', 1968 nucleotides. Lineage: Eukaryota; Fungi; Ascomycota; Saccharomycetes; Saccharomycetales; Saccharomycetaceae. The record is from the annotation of a GenBank genome assembly.